This is a messenger RNA of Microplitis mediator, 1578 nucleotides long. RefSeq lists its product as uncharacterized. Lineage: Eukaryota; Metazoa; Arthropoda; Insecta; Hymenoptera; Braconidae. The record is from RefSeq and is a predicted model, not a curated record. The coding region runs from base 1 to 1578 and encodes 525 amino acids. The transcript is spliced from 3 exons.
AUGACACUAACCGCCGCGGAUAUAGACACGUUACACAGAAAACGGGGUGUUAUUCAACGUCGAAUAACUACGUUUGAAAAAAUAUUAGAUGAAGAAACAGCAGCAGAAACGGCAAAUAUAGAACUUAUCGAUACAGCGCUUCAAGGUGUCGUAAAGUCGUGGUCGAAAUUUGACAAUAUUCAAUUGCAACUUGAAACAAUAAGUCGGGCAAAGAAACUCAUCAAAAAGGGUACAGUCGUCGCGGUGAAUACUACAACAGAGAACAUACAGAACUUGAUACAGACAAUGUCAGUAAAGUUACCGCAGAUCCAGUUAAUUUCUUUCUCGGGUGCGUAUGAAGAGUGGUCAUCUUUCUUUAAUAACUUUACCUCACUAGUACAUAAUAAUCCUUCGAUCUCACCAUCUCAAAAAUUACAAUACCUAAGAUCAGCCUUACAAGGGCGAGCAGCAAGAGCCAUUCAGUCUCUAAAAACUACAAAUGCUAAUUACGAAUGCACUCGUAAAAUCGUUCGCCGUCAUUGGGCGGCCCUGAGAGAAUUACCGCGAUUACAUAAAGAUACUCUCGAAGCAUUAGGAGAACUAGUUGACGCGUUUAAUCAACAUUUACGGUCAAUGAGAAACUUGGGUGAACCAAUAGAUAAAUGGAAUACACCUUCAAUCGACUUAAUAAUUACGAAAAUCAGUGUAGAACCUGUUUUGAAUUGGGAACUAACUUUAAAAGAUCAAAGGGUUCCUUCUUACAAAGGUCUUCUUGAUUAUUUAGAGAAAAAGGCGAGUUGUUCCGAUUCACCAUCAGCUACAUCAUCGAAUAAUUCAAACAUAAAUAAGCUAGACAAUAAGUUCAGCAAUAACUAUAAGAGAGAUAAAAACUUUACACCUCAUCGUCAAGCAUUUACAACUAUGAACUUUCCCUUAUGCAAAAUAUGUAAACAAAAUCAUAAAAUUUAUCAUUGCUUGACUUUCUUCGGACUGCCGGUAGAACAAAGAAUUCAGGCAGUACAAAGGAAAGGACUAUGCUUUACUUGUCUUCACAUAGGUCACACUGCUAGCAAAUGCACAGCAGGUAAGUGCCAUAAAUGCAGCAAGAAACAUAAUACUCUUAUACACAGGUCACAAAAUAUUGAAAAGGUUGUAAAUGUGCCGUCGGACAAAACUACACAACCCGUCAAUAAUGAAAAAAAUGUACAACAAGGUACGGCGCUCUCUAUUUUGUGUGUAGGUCAAAUAAAUUUGUCAAGCUCAUUACAAGGUGAACUUUACCUGCAAAAGACCCGACUGGGAUGGCUGAUCGGAGGGAGCCAACCGACAAAACAAGUAUCUAAGAAACAUUCGUGCCACGUGACUUCUAUAAAUUUAGAUAAACAACUUACAAAAUUUUGGGAAAUUGAAAAAGCAUCAGUGCUAAAACAAACAAGCCAAGAAGAUAUUGAGUGUGAGAAUCAUUUUAAGGAGAAUGUGAUGCGAGACGAGAAUGGAAGAUACAUGGUUGCACUUCCAUUUAAUCAUCUAAAAUCAAAAUUAGGAGAAUCAAAGACAAUGGCAAUGAGACGCCUACAGGGUAUGCAACGUAAACUAUAA